Molecule: messenger RNA, 1316 nt
Organism: Sycon ciliatum
Lineage: Eukaryota; Metazoa; Porifera; Calcarea; Leucosolenida; Sycettidae
Product: protein wech-like
Exons: 8
Coding region: 201-1316 (371 amino acids)
Biological process (GO): protein polyubiquitination; negative regulation of translation; proteasome-mediated ubiquitin-dependent protein catabolic process
Molecular function (GO): protein binding; translation repressor activity; ubiquitin protein ligase activity
Source: RefSeq, a predicted model, not a curated record
GUACAUGUACUAGCACCACCGGUACUACCGGUAGUAUACAGUAACAUAACGACGUCAGUGCCAGUAGUGAGUCGAGUAGCCUAGAGAGUAGAGGCAAAAGGACAACAGGCUGCUGCCGUGCUGGGAGAGCUGAACAGGCUAACGAGCGCAGUACGGAUCCGACCUGGACUACAGACUACAUACAGACUCACCAACCACCGAUGGCGACUACCUCACAUCGCCGUGAUUCUAUUCCCCAGUCCACUCCAUCACCAGGCAGUACAUUUACAUCUUCUGCAACACCACCGAUGAUGUCAUCCAGCGCUUCCUCAGCUGAAACAGCAGCUAGAGUGCCCAGACAAGGUUCAGCCUCAGAUCAGACUACUUUGCCCAGAAACACGUUGUCACCAUCAUCAUCAUCAGCAGCAGCAGCAGCAGCAGCAGCAGCAGCAGAAAUAGCUGAAUCUCCAACAAAGCAGCGUGAUUACACACAGAUCCACAAAGCAAGGUACUCAUUCGGUAGCAAGGGCAGUGGGAGAGAUCAGUUUAACUGCCCUUGGGGACUAGCAACCAACAAAGCUGGUGACCUGAUCAUCUGUGACUGCGGCAACCACAGAAUAAAGAUACAUGGGGUUGGUGGCCAGUUCAAGAAGACGACUGGUCGCAUGGGUACAAAAUGUGGAGAGUUCAACUUCCCAGCAGCUGUGCAUGUAACAGAUGAUGAACGAGUGAUCAUUGCUGAUUCUUCCAACAACCGACUACAGGUGAUGACCGUCAAUGGAGAGUUUAUCACUUCGUUCGGUUCAAAGGGUAGCGCUUUUGGUCAGCUGGAGAGACCGGAAAAUGUCACUACAGAUGCCUACGGCAAUGUUCUAGUCGUAGAUCAUGGCAAUGGACGUGUUAUGAUCACUGACCAAAACUACUCAGAGUUCAGCACUAUAGGAAUACGUGGAAUAGAAAUUGGCGAGUUCCAUGAGCCAAUUGGUGUUGUCCUAGUCAACCACAGUGUACUGGGCCCGUGCUUUGCUGUGGCAGAUAACUACAAUCAUCGGAUUCAGACGAUGACCGUCAAUGGAGAGUUUAUCACUUCGUUCGGUUCAAAGGGCAGCGCUUUUGGGCAGCUGUGCAAACCGUAUGAUGUCACUACUGAUGCCUACGGCAAUGUUCUAGUCGUAGAUCAUGGCAAUGGACGUGUUAUGGUAUAUGCCGCAGAAACUUACACACCACUGGCUGAGUUUGGAAAAGGAGAGCUGGACAAGCCGAUGGGUGUCUGCGUGACAAGUGAGGGCUUAGUAGCUGUUUCCUGUGAUGGAAGCCACAAGAUUUUUGUGUUUUAA